Molecule: messenger RNA, 291 nt
Organism: Symbiodinium sp. CCMP2456
Lineage: Eukaryota; Dinophyceae; Suessiales; Symbiodiniaceae
Source: the annotation of a GenBank genome assembly
GCGCAAGAGAUCUUCAUGGCCCUAGACUCGCUGCCCACGGCUACAGCCGCAGCCUCACACAAUGUCAAGGCUGCCAAAGAGGGCUUCCUCCGCCUCUUUUCAGAGCUGGCGACGGUGCAGGGCCGAUUGGAAACGCAGCUGAAGCUGAAGCAGGAGCUCCAGGCGGCUCUCGCCAGACAGGGUGGCCCCGAAUCGCUUCGGAGUCAGCUGCAGGAGGCGAGAAGGAGCUACGAAGAGCACAUCCACGUUCUGUCAGCAGCGGAGCGCUCCGCUCGCUCCGCAGCCAAGGGG